CGGGGGUGGAAGCACGUGCCGGGGCGGGAGCAGCGACCGCAGCUAUGGCGUCGUUACUUUGGGGAGGCGACGCGGGGGCGGCCGAGAGCGAGCGGCUGAACAGCCACUUUUCGAAUCUUGUCCACCCCCGGAAGAACCUUCGGGGUAUUAGGAGUAACACAGUCCCUAACAUAGAUAAUUCUCUUAACACGGAAGAUGAUGAAGACGACAUAGUGGAUUUGGCAGCCAAUUCACUCUUAAACAAGUUAAUCCGUCAAUCCUUAGUAGAAUCCAGUCACCGAGUAGAAGUCUUACAAAAAGAUCCACGCUCUCCGCUCUACUCAGUAAAAACAUUUGAAGAGCUGCGGUUAAAGGAAGAGUUACUAAAAGGCAUCUAUGCAAUGGGAUUUAACAGGCCAUCUAAAAUCCAAGAAAUGGCCCUCCCUAUGAUGUUGGCACAUCCACCCCAAAACCUCAUAGCACAGAGUCAGUCUGGAACAGGAAAAACAGCUGCCUUUGUGUUGGCCAUGCUAAGCAGAGUGAAUGCCUUGGAAUUGUUCCCGCAGUGCCUCUGUCUGGCUCCUACCUAUGAACUGGCCCUGCAGACUGGCCGUGUAGUUGAGAAAAUGGGGAAAUUCUGUGUGGAUGUUGAAGUUAUGUAUGCCAUUCGAGGAAAUCGAAUUCCUAGGGGCACCGAGGUCACCAAACAGAUUAUAAUUGGUACUCCCGGGACUGUCCUAGAUUGGUGUUUCAAGAGAAAGUUGAUUGAUUUGACUAAGAUUCGUGUGUUUGUCCUGGAUGAAGCAGAUGUGAUGAUUGACACCCAAGGUUUCUCAGAUCAGAGCAUACGGAUCCAAAGAGCUUUGCCCUCUGAAUGCCAGAUGCUCCUCUUCUCAGCAACCUUUGAAGACUCUGUGUGGCAGUUUGCUGAGCGAAUUAUCCCUGACCCUAAUGUUAUCAAGUUACGCAAAGAGGAGCUGACCCUUAACAACAUCCGGCAAUAUUAUGUGCUGUGUGAGAACAGGAAGGACAAGUACCAGGCUCUAUGCAACAUUUAUGGUGGCAUCACCAUUGGCCAGGCCAUCAUCUUCUGCCAGACACGUCGAAAUGCCAAAUGGUUGACAGUGGAGAUGAUGCAGGAUGGCCACCAGGUGUCCUUGUUAAGCGGGGAACUCACAGUGGAACAGAGAGCUUCCAUCAUUCAGAGGUUUCGGGAUGGUAAAGAGAAGGUUCUUAUAACGACCAAUGUUUGUGCUAGAGGGAUUGAUGUGAAGCAGGUCACAAUUGUUGUGAACUUCGAUCUUCCUAUAAAUCAAUCAAAAGAGCCAGAUUACGAGACCUAUCUCCACCGCAUUGGACGGACAGGACGUUUUGGGAAAAAAGGCCUUGCUUUCAACAUGAUUGAAGUAGAUAAGCUGCCCUUACUUAUGAAAAUCCAGAACCACUUCAACAGCAAUAUUAAGCAACUGGACCCAGAAGACAUGGAUGAGAUUGAAAAGAUUGAAUAUUGAAGAAAGAACUUUAUUGUUUGUGAAAUAUCCUAGUUUAUGUGAGAAUGUUCCAGCAGAUUUUGAAGAUAAUUUUCUAUGUUGAGGCUCUUUCAACGUGAAACUCUGGCAGUUGACAAAAUAAAUGUCAUAGUACUCUCCA
This is a messenger RNA of Jaculus jaculus (lesser Egyptian jerboa), 1629 nucleotides long. RefSeq names its product DEAD-box helicase 25 (gene Ddx25). Gene Ontology annotation, cellular component: cytoplasmic stress granule; nucleus. Lineage: Eukaryota; Metazoa; Chordata; Mammalia; Rodentia; Dipodidae. Gene Ontology annotation, molecular function: ATP binding; RNA helicase activity; RNA binding. The record is from RefSeq and is a predicted model, not a curated record. The coding region runs from base 45 to 1490 and encodes 481 amino acids. The transcript has 12 exons. Gene Ontology annotation, biological process: poly(A)+ mRNA export from nucleus.